Molecule: messenger RNA, 2977 nt
Organism: Fusarium verticillioides 7600
Lineage: Eukaryota; Fungi; Ascomycota; Sordariomycetes; Hypocreales; Nectriaceae
Exons: 2
Coding region: 518-1126 (202 amino acids)
Source: RefSeq, a predicted model, not a curated record
GGAUGAGGUGUGGAGGCUGUGAGUGACUCUUUCCUCAACCCCGUUGCUGUUGUUGUUUCUGUUGCGGUUGCUGUUGCUCAUUCCAUGGAUCCCCAGAUCACACGGGCCUCCCGGACAAGCAUCCGCGCUUGCUUCACCUUGAGGUCAAGCUACCAGAAGCUCCCUCCCGCCUUCCCCCUCCUCUAGCUUAUCUUGCCUUACCUGCCCGAUGUCUCAGUCAUAGGUACUUGGAAUACAUACAUAAACCCUCCUUCCCUCCCUCCAAAUGAACGAUCCAAUUGCUUCCACUUAUACCUGUGCCUGCCUGUAUCAUCUAUCCAUUGCAUCCGUGGACCCUCCACUCUUCUCAUCGCCUGAUUAGACUUGGUCACCACUAUCCGUACACUACCUUGCCUUACCAACCACACUCCAUCAGAUCCAUACUACUACGCCAAACGUAUAAGUAGCUGGACACCGCCAACACCUUGCUACCACCACAACAAACCUUUGCCAUCUUGUCACAUCCAACUCUAUCACAAUGCCUAGAAUCACCGCUCCCGUCUCAAAGCUCACUCGCUCUCUGGCCGAGUCUCAACGCCAUGCCGGUAUCGCUCUCAUGCCCAAGUAUGCCGAGCUCCUUGGAGCUUCUUCAGAGCAGUCUCAGCACUCUGAAUCCCGUGGUCUAAAGACUACCCACCGCCCUACUCCUCAGCCAUCUCUUUCUGGUCGCCGAAGGCCAUUGAUGCAGAGCUUCCAUUCCUCAACACCUUCUCGUGCUCCUGUCAACCAUGUCGACAGCACAGUCUUGCCCAAGAUUCACGCUACCCCCAACUUCAACGAGCCUCUCCCUCGUAUGCCUCUUCUCCCUGACAACUAUGGCGCCUACCACAGCUCAAUGUCCGAUGCCGCCGACUUGUAUAGCAAGCGGCCCGUCAUCUUUGCUGUCGACCCUGAUGUCGUCGUUCCUGGUGCUCCCAUGGCUACUAUGGAUGCCGUGAACAUGGACAGCGUCGACGUCAAGUUUGUUCAUGAGCAGCCUGCUCAGGAGACAAAGCCAGACGACUCUGACAGAAGUACCUUUCUCAAAGACGUCUUCGGCGGAAUGAUCCAGGAUAUUCUUCCUGGACGCACGCUCAGCAAAAACUAAGAAUCAAGUGAAAAUACGAAAGGGACGAUAAGGCGGGGUCUGGUUAUGCCAGCUACUCAUAAAGAGAGCUGAUGAUAUAUUAAGCGUUUUAAUCUGUUUAUGCGAAGCAAGGUGCGGUUGCAUCAAUUAAUGGCCCGCUACAAGAGGCUCCUGUGGCUAAGAACCAUCCUUUUUUUUAUACAUCGAUACACAAUGAUAAAGUGAAAGCCCAGGUGGCAGACUGUCAUCAAUACCAAUCCUUUGCUAUCCUUGCAACUCAAGCUUUAUAACUGGUGAAUAAUGGCUGCCAGAUCGUCAACGUAUUUGUCCGCAAGCUUAUGGGCUCAUCUCACUGCGUUGCCAUAUGAUGACAUGUGUGAAGCUGAAUGCCAUUGGAUACUAUGCCAGGUUUGUGUUGAUGUUUUAUUGCAUCUAUGGUAUCAUCUCUCGUAAAACACCACCACCUGGAUUGCCUUGCUCUUUUUGGUCCAAACUCAACAUUCCAUCCUUUUCGGCCCUUUCCUAUCAAUCUUGGAGUCUUCACCAAUUGUGGUACAGUACAUAAUCGCAACUAACUAUUAAUCGACCAACGAAAUCCAUUCCCUCCUCUACAGCCCGUCCUCUUGAUAUUCGUGUGAUCCUUUAUCGCUUCUUGAGUGAUGGCCUGGGCUUGCACUCGUCCUGGUUGACAGGGUGCAACAUCACCUUGAUAGGGUAGUUCUGAGUAUUGUGCUGGUAGCCCUUGGCCCAGUCGUAGCCUACAGCGUAGGCGAAGAUGGAACCAUUUUUGUUGAAGGUUGUGGAAGUGAUGCUGCCACCAACAUUAGGGUAGCCCUUGAGACGGUGCUUGGCGUCCUUGUCCCAGAAGUGGAAUGUGCCAUCGGAACCAGCAGUGCUGAAUGUGCCAUGAACGGGGUGGAAAGAAAUAUCGUUGACGGCAUAGACAUUUGUGACGCUGUUGGCGGGGGGGUCGCGAUGACACUUGAAAGAGAAGUUGGAGCUGCAAUAUGUUAGUCUAAGCAUGUCAAGAAAGGCAGAUCCGAGAGGCUUCUUACCUGGAGUCCUUAUCUUCGACGUAUUGGAUAGCGCAACGACCCUCGAUACUACCGAUAGCAAAACCAGCAGAGUCAGUAAAGCAACUAACCACCCUGGUCUGCCACUUGAGAGGGCUCUGCAGGGUUUUAUAGAAUUUGGUAGGGUUCUUGAGAUCAAUAACAUUGAUGUAUCGAUCGGCGGUGCCGACAACGCAGAGAUUAUCGCGGACGUCCAUCGUAUAAACUCGCUCCUGGCAUUGUACGGUUGCCGCAGGUCCCUGUUGUCUAAGAUCCCAGUACUUGAUCGUCUUAUCCCACGAGCCCGAGACCACCAUGGGGUUACCAUCGUUCAUGAAAAAUCGACAUGUUCGCACUGGCUGGUCGUGUGUGCCAAUAACGGCGUCCUGCUGGGAGGCAAGAUCGCAGACCUUGACAUUCUUGUCAGCGCCAGCAGAGGCGACUUUUGUUCCAUCCUAGAAACCUAGUCAGUUGCCAUUUCGUUUCGCUCGAUCAUUAUAUCUUCGUACCUUGGAGAAGUCGCAGUUCAACACAGGUUGGCUGUGCUCGUAGGCGUGUCGGCCCUGACUCUGGCCAUUGGCAGCAAUCUCGUAAAUGCGAACCUUGUUAUCCCAACUGGAGAUGGCGAGGAAGUCAGGCCCGUUUGGCGCAGGGGAGAAGGAAAGGUCGGAGAUGGUAUCAGUAGGGGGGUCUGAGAGUGCGACGUCUUGCUUAAGGUCACCGACGGUGUUGCUUGUCGUUGAUGCAGCUGAAGCACCGCCAAAAAGGGUCGACAUGAUCGCGGUGUGCCGAAGGAGAGAAAGUUGAAAGCCAGUCGGUG